Hibiscus syriacus is the source of this 4801-nucleotide messenger RNA. RefSeq names its product ABC transporter G family member 35-like. Gene Ontology annotation, molecular function: ATP hydrolysis activity; ATP binding; ABC-type transporter activity. Gene Ontology annotation, cellular component: membrane. The record is from RefSeq and is a predicted model, not a curated record. The transcript has 18 exons. Bases 141 to 4703 code for a protein of 1520 amino acids. Lineage: Eukaryota; Viridiplantae; Streptophyta; Magnoliopsida; Malvales; Malvaceae.
CUUCCUCCAUUUCUUUAGCAAAAAUAUCGGAGGACGAAAGCAAAGGGAGAAGAACCAAUAACCAAAAGAUAAACCUUGUUUUUUCUUUCUUUCUGUAUUUAAACAUUUUUAUUCUUUUUUUCUUCUGAGGAUCGAGAAACAUGGAGGGUAUAGAGAGAGCUCGGAAUCCGAGCAAGAGAACAGGGCAUAGUAGCAUCGGAAGGAGCCUCAGCAGGAGUAGCUGGAACAUGGAAGACGUGUUUUCAGCCGGUUCGACACGGAGUAGUCGUGCCCAAGACGACGAGGAAGCUCUAAAAUGGGCUGCUAUCGAGAAACUACCCACGUACGAUCGCCUCCGAACCAGCAUCAUGCAGUCCUUCGUGGACCAGGAAAUCAUCGGUAAAAAGGUGGAACAUAGAGCAGUUGAUGUCAGAAGCCUUGACAUCAACGACAGACAAAAGUUCAUCGACUUGCUCUUCAAAGUUGCCGAGGAAGAUAAUGAAAAGUUCUUGAAGAAGUUCAGAAACAGGAUCGAUAAAGUUGGGAUUCAACUUCCGACGGUAGAAGCUAGGUUCAAGAACCUGACGAUAGAAGCCGACUGUUUCAUCGGCAGUCGAGCUCUUCCGACACUUCCGAAUGCUGCCUUGAACAUUGUAGAAUCGGCUCUUGGCUUGUUCGGUAUCCGAUUCGCCAAGCGAACAAAUCUCACCAUCCUCAAAGAUGCUUCUGGGAUUAUUAAACCAUCAAGGAUGACACUCUUGCUAGGCCCACCUUCUUCUGGGAAAACAACCCUUUUGCUUGCCUUGGCCGACAAGUUGGACAAAAGCUUAAGGGUUAGAGGAGAAGUGUCAUACAACGGAUAUAAACUAAAUGAGUUUGUAGCUAGAAAGACAUCUGCAUAUAUCAGUCAAAUUGAUGUUCAUGUUGGAGAAAUGACAGUGAAAGAAACAUUCGAUUUCUCGGCAAGAUGUCAGGGUGUCGGGACUCGAUAUGAUCUGUUAAGUGAGCUAGCUAGAAGGGAGAAGGAUGCAGGGAUUUUACCAGAAGCUGAAGUAGACCUUUUCAUGAAGGCAACUUCAGUGCAUGGAGUUGAAAGCAGCCUUAUUACUGAUUACACACUAAAAAUAUUGGGGCUUGACAUAUGCAAGGAUAUCAUUGUUGGUGAUGAUAUGCACCGUGGAAUUUCGGGAGGUCAAAAGAAAAGAGUAACUACAGGGGAGAUGAUUGUUGGUCCAACCAAGACACUUUUCAUGGAUGAAAUAUCGACUGGUCUCGAUAGUUCGACGACAUACCAGAUAGUGAAGUGCUUGCAGCAGAUUGUGCACCUAACAGAGGGCACAAUCUUGAUGUCCUUGCUGCAGCCUGCUCCAGAGACUUUCGAUCUCUUUGAUGAUAUCAUCCUCUUAUCUGAGGGCCAGAUCGUGUAUGAGGGUCCACGAGAGCACGUCGUUGAGUUCUUCGAGAGCUGUGGUUUCAAAUGUCCUGAGAGAAAAGGAACUGCUGACUUUUUGCAGGAGGUUACCUCAAAGAAGGACCAAGAGCAAUACUGGGCAGAUAAGAGGAAGCCAUACAGAUACAUAUCAGUACCUGAAUUCGUAAGCAGGUUCAAGCGCUUCCACGUAGGAAUGCAGCUAGAGAGUGAGCUCACCGUCCCUUUCGACAAGUCAAGAGCUCACAGAGCUGCAUUGGCCUUCCAUAAAUACUCGGUCUCCAAAAUGGAGCUUCUUAAGACCUGUUGGGACAAAGAAUGGCUACUGAUCAAGAGGAAUUCUUUUAUUUAUAUUUUCAAGACGAUCCAAAUUGUCAUCGUGGCGAUCAUCGUGUCCACAUUAUUUUUGAGGACUGAAAUGGACACUAGGAAUAUUGAAGAUGCACGACUCUUUGUUGGUGCACUUAUAUUUGGAAUGAUCAUCAACAUGUUCAAUGGUUUUGCUGAGCUCUCCCUCAUGAUCAGUAGACUUCCAGUAUUCUACAAGCAAAGAGACCUUUUAUUCCAUCCUGUCUGGACUUUCACCCUACCCACUUUCCUGCUCCGGGUUCCGAUAUCUAUUAUGGAAACUGUCGCUUGGAUGGUCGUAACAUAUUACACUAUCGGAUAUGCACCUGCGGCCAGCAGGUUUUUCAAGAACUUCCUGCUGGUGUUUUUAGUACAACAAAUGGCAGCUGCUCUCUUUCGGUUUAUUGCUAGCGUAUGCAGAUCAAUGAUGAUUGCUAACACCGGCGGGACUCUUACUCUUCUACUCUUGUUCAUGGUCGGAGGUUUCAUCGUUCCGAAAAAUCAAAUUCCAAGCUGGUGGGAGUGGGCUUACUGGGUUUCACCUUUGACUUAUGGUUUCAACGGUUUUACCGUGAACGAAAUAUUUGAUUCGAGGUGGAUGAACAAACCGGCUUCAGACGGUUCGCCGAACUUGGGGCAACAAGUGCUCCGAAGCUUUGAUGUUCCGAACAAUGAAAACUGGUAUUGGAUUGGUGCAGGCGCUCUUCUGGGGUUCACGGUGCUUUUCAACGUUCUCUUCACCUUCGCUCUCAUGUAUCUAAAUCCCCUUGGAAAGCCACAGGCUAUAAUUUCGGAGGAAACAGCACAAGAGCUGGAGGAUGAACAGGCUUCGAAUGAAGAACCAAGGUUAAUGAGACCAGAAUCGAGCAGAAAUUCGAUCUCUGCAGGCUCUAGCAAUGAACAAGAAAUGGCAAUCCGGAGAACGAGCAAUCGAGCCAAUUCCCAUGAAAUCAACAGGAAUGAUUCUUCGAUUGAUGCUGCCACUGGUGUUGCCCCGAAGAGAGGAAUGGUUCUUCCCUUCACUCCUCUAGCAAUGUCCUUCGACAAUGUCGAUUACUUUGUUGAUAUGCCGCCUGAAAUGAAGGCACAAGGAGUCGGUGAGGACAGGUUACAACUACUUCGAGGCGUAACAGGUGCAUUCCGGCCCGGAGUGUUGACGGCAUUGAUGGGCGUCAGUGGAGCAGGAAAGACAACGUUGAUGGAUGUUUUAGCAGGAAGAAAAACCGGUGGAUACAUCGAGGGUGAUAUCAAAAUAUCUGGAUUCCCUAAGAACCAAGAAACCUUUGCAAGAAUUUCUGGAUACUGUGAACAAACUGAUAUUCACUCCCCACAAGUUACGGUCCGAGAAUCCUUAAUUUACUCGGCUUUCCUCCGACUUCCGAAAGAAAUCAAUAGUGAGGAAAAGAUGGUAAGUGCUUUGAUUUGCACGUGUUUCAGUGAAAUCAAGCAUGGCAUUAAGUCAUUAACAAUUUACGUAAUGCUCAAAACGUCAUUUGUUGUUAUCUUUCAGAUUUUUGUGGAUCAAGUGAUGGAACUAGUAGAACUAAACAAUGUGAAGGAUGCCAUAGUAGGGUUGCCUGGAGUCACAGGGUUGUCAACAGAGCAAAGAAAGAGAUUGACGAUAGCGGUAGAGCUCGUUGCCAAUCCCUCGAUCAUUUUCAUGGAUGAACCCACAUCCGGACUUGACGCAAGGGCAGCAGCCAUUGUCAUGAGGACUGUCAGAAACACCGUGGACACCGGAAGAACGGUUGUCUGCACCAUUCAUCAGCCUAGUAUUGAUAUCUUUGAAGCCUUUGAUGAGUUGUUACUGAUGAAGAGAGGAGGCCAGGUGAUUUACGCAGGACCAUUAGGCCGGAAUUCUCAGAAGAUCAUCGAAUAUUUUGAGUCAAUUUCUGGAGUUCCCAGAAUUAAGGAUAAGUACAAUCCAGCAACAUGGAUGCUAGAAGUGAGCUCUAUAGCAGCUGAAUCUAGGCUUGGAAUUGAUUUUGCUGAUCACUAUAAAUCAUCUUCCUUGUAUCAGAGAAACAAGGCCUUAGUAAAUGAGUUAAGCACACCACCACCAGGAGCUACAGACCUCUAUUUUGCCACUCAGUUCUCACAAAAUUCAUGGGGUCAGUUCAAAUCAUGCUUUUGGAAACAAUGGCUGACUUAUUGGAGAAGUCCAGAUUAUAACCUAGUCAGAUACUGCUUCACGUUGGUCGCUGCUCUCUUGGUCGGUUCUAUUUUCUGGCAAGUCGGCUCUCAAAAGUCCAGCUCAAGUGAUCUUUCGAUGGUGAUUGGGGCGAUGUAUGCUGCAGUCGUAUUUGUUGGAAUUAAUAACUGCUCAACAGUACAGCCAGUAAUAGCCAUCGAAAGAACGGUGUUCUAUCGUGAAAGAGCUGCUGGGAUGUACUCUGCAUUACCUUAUGCCCUCUCACAGGUGUUUUGUGAAAUACCUUACAUAUUUUUCCAAACAACAUACUACACACUUAUAGUGUAUGCUAUGGUGAGCUUUGAAUGGACUGCGGCAAAGUUCUUCUGGUUUUUCUUUAUCAACUUCUUCACCUACCUUUACUUCACGUACUACGGAAUGAUGGUUGUUUCGAUCACACCGAACCACCAAGUAGCAGCUAUAUUUGCCUCGGCUUUCUAUUCGGUCUUCAAUCUGUUCUCCGGUUUUUUCAUUGCAAGACCGAGUAUUCCCGGUUGGUGGAUCUGGUAUUACUGGAUUUGCCCCGUCGCAUGGACCAUUUACGGACUCAUUGUGUCACAAUACGGCGAUUUGGAUGACCCCAUUUUCGUACCCGGCGACCAACGUAACUUUACAAUUAAAUCAUACAUCGAUCAUCAAUAUGGCUUCGAGUCAGACUUCAUGGGGCCGAUUGCCGGAGUCCUGGUUGCCUUCGCCGUGUUCUUCGCCUUCAUGUUUGCCUACUGCAUAAGGACACUCAAUUUCCAGAACAGAUAAACAGGAUUUAUGCAGGAAAUUCUUGUUCAAGCCACUGUGUUUUGAGUGACCCUUGUACAUCCAAAUACGGUUUAUUAUUAAUUUCUACGAAUUUAAGA